UUAUUUUCUUACUUGGAAAAAGUAUAUCUUAGUAAUUUUAAAAUUUUAAAAGUAUAUUCUUAUAAAUGAAAAUUUUAAUUGGUAAUAUUAUAAAUAAAACAAAAUAGUAUUUUUUUAAAAUUUUCCAUUUUAACUAUGCAGACAAUAAUACAUCACCCACCUAGAAUGUAUCCACGAAAAAGAAAAGGCAAUAUUUAAUUAGUACAUACCCUUAAAUAAUUGAAUGCUACUUUGAAGACUAGGUCACUACUUCCACUAUAAACGACAAAAUUUUAUAUUUUAUAAAUACAUUGCAGAACAGCUGGGGAGACCGUAUAUUAUGACUUAGGGAGAAAAGGAGUUUGAAAACUCUUGUCUCUUUUGAACUACUCCAUUUAUAUAAUGCCAUACAAAUUAUGAUGGGAAGUUUUGAAUACCCAAUUUCUCAGAUUGUAUGAAAUGGCAGAGACGUUUUUGAGCCCUGUGAUUGACAAGUUACUUGAUCUGCUUAAUCAGCAAGUAACUUUGCUGAAAGGAGUCCACAAAGAAGUAGAGAGCUUGAAAGAUGAGUUGAAGAUCAUUCAGCCUUUUCUUAUUGAUGCCGAAAAGAAACUUGCCAAAGAUGAACUCAGUGAUGCUGCAAAAGAAUGGCUUAAACAGAUGAGAGAAGUGGCUGAACGCAUUGAAGAUGUUAUCGACGAGUACCUUUACCAUCUUGCUCAUAAUCACCAUCACCAUCACCAUGGACUUAUCAUUUCAAUUCGAAGAGCUGCUGGUUAUAUUGGGUCCGUCAAACUACGUCGUAACUUAGCUUCUAAAAUUAAAGACAUUAACGAGUCUUUGCUAAAAGUUCAAAAGAGAGGCAUAAGUUAUGGCUUGAGACAUUUUGAGGAAGGUUCAAGUAGUAGUAGGAUCACAAAUAGGGAUGCAUCUGUCAUUGACCCUCGAUUGGGUUCGUUGUUUAUUGGUGAAGAUGAGUUUGUGAGAAUUGAUUCAACCACCAAUGAACUUAUAAGGAGUUUGCUCGAAGGACCAACCACCCGCUCUGUGAUUUCACUCGUAGGCCAAGGAGGAAUUGGGAAAACUACUCUUGCUAGAAAAGUUUACACUGCUGGAAAUGUGAGAACACACUUUGAAUACUUUGCUUGGAUCACUGUGUCUCAAUCAUACAACUUGGAGAAGGUCUUAACCACCAUGAAAAGUCAGAUAUGCCCAACAAACGAAGAAGAGCAUGUGGAAACUAUUGAAGGACUAAUUGAGCUUUUGCGGCAACAUUUGCAGACAAAGAGGUAUGUAAUUGUUUUUGAUGAUGUGUGGGAGGUAGACUUUUGGAGGAAUAUUAAACAUGUUCUUCCUAGUAGUAAUAAUAAAGGUGACAGGAUCAUUGUAACAACUCGCAAUACUAGAAUUGCUUAUGAUGCAAAAGAUACCCCCUUUGAUCAUGUUCAAGAGCUCAAAACAUGGUCCUCGGAGUUGGCUUGGGAGUUAUUUUGCAAAAAAGCAUUUCGUUUUGAGUUUGAGGGACAUUGCCCAAAAGAGUUAGAGCAAUUGUCUCAUCAGAUUAUAAGCAAAUGUCACGGUUUGCCACUUGUCAUUUCUGCUGUAGCUGGUUUAUUCUCUAAAAAAGAAAAGACCAAAUUGGAAUGGGGAAGAGUGUUUGAUAAUCUCAAUUACGAGUUUGAAAAAAAUCCCCAACUUACUAGUGUGUUCAAGAUUUUAUCUUUCAGCUAUGAUGAUCUACCCUACUAUCUUAAAACUUGUUUCUUAUAUUUUGGUAUUUUUCCAGAAGAUAGUAAAAUUUAUAACAAGAGGUUAUAUUCACUUUGGAUUGCUGAAAAUUUUAUCAAAUCAAGGAAAGGCAAGACAGAAGAAGAAGUUGCUGAAGAAUACUUGAAUGAGCUCAUUCAUAGAAACUUGGUUUCGUUUGAAACAGUAAAUGGAAUUGAAAAAGAGUGUCGAGUUCAUGAUUUGAUUCAUGAUGUUAUUUUAACAAAAUGUGAAGAAUUGUGUUUCUGCCAAAUAAUCAAUCAAAGCAAGUUAAGAUUCAAAGGAGAUUGUCGCCGCCUCGCAAUCCACAACACAACAAAAGAUGUUCUAAAUCUUGUAGGAAGCAAUUCUAAGAUUCGAUCUAUUUUUCUUUUUGACAUUGAUGAAGUGACAGAAUCUUUCAUAAUUAGCUUGUUUCAAAAGUUUCAAUUGUUAAAGGUGUUUGAUUUUGAGAAUGCACCUCUUCAUAAGCUUCCUAAAGAGAUAGGAAAUUUGUUCAAUCUGAAGUACUUGAAUUUAAGAAUGACAAAUGUGAAGAUUAUUCCAAAAUCCAUUGGUAAUUUACAAAAUCUACAGAUGUUGAAUCUGAACAAGUCCUUCUAUGCGCAAGACUUACCAAUUGAGAUUUAUAAGCUUCGAAGUCUGCGACACAUUCUAGCUGGAGUUUUAAUUAAUUAUGAGAAAGAUUACAGAUUUGAUUCAGAUAUUGGUGUGAGAAUACAUAAAGGGAUUGGGAAUUUAGAAGAGUUACAAACACUUUCAUCUGUGAGAAUAUCUCCUAGCACAAUUGAGUUAGUGAAAGAACUAGAGAAGUUGACAAAAUUGAAGAAGUUAGGGAUUCAACACUUGACAUCAGGAAUCAGUACUGAAACACUGUGUUCAUCCAUUGAGAGAAUGAGUCAACUAGAAGAAUUACACUUACAUGCCAAGACAGAAGAAGAAAUUCUAGAUUUAAAAUCACUUUCAUCUCCUCCUCCUUUCUUACGUUAUCUCUCUUUGUUCUGUCGACUACAACAGCUUCCAAAAUGGAUUUCAAAGCUUCAAAAUUUACAAGCUUUAGUUCUUUGGUUUUCGAGGUUAACCGAAGAGCCAUUAAAAUACCUCAAAGGGUUGCCAAAUUUAGCAUACUUGAGGAUGGUGGAGACAUAUGUUGGAGAUGAAUUGCAUUUUGAGGAAGGUGGUUUUAAAAGACUGAAACAUCUGAGAGUAAUACAUUUUAAAGAAAUGAAGGAGAUGAAAAUAGAGAGAGAUGCACUGCCUCAGCUUGAGAAGUUAUGGCUUGGAUCUUUCCCAUCAAUGAGUGAGAUGCCUUCAGAUAUUCAACUCUUGAAAGGACUCAAAUCUCUUGAUAUCAUGGACAUGUCAAGGGAGUUUGUGGUCGAUCUACAACCAAAUGGCGCUGGUUAUUGGAAAAUUCAGCAUAUUCCGUCAGUCAAUUUUUGGUAUGUUAAUAGUAUGGGAGAGAUGUAUGAAACCUACAAGCUGGGUGAGUCAAACUUGUUGGAGCGUCUCCAAUCCAACUCAUAGCUAAGCUAAACACAGAGAAAUGUAGAGGAAGGAGCUUGAGGCGACAAGGCAAAAGAGAUCUGUUUGCAAGUUCAUGAUAUUUUCAUGUAGGUGUCCGUGUGGGUAGGAACUCGCUACUCGCACACUCCUAUCAUGUUUGUUUUUAACGAAAUUCAGAUUUUUUUUUUUUUUUUUAAAAAAAAAAAACCCUAUGUUUUAUCUAAAUAUAAGUUCGGUACUUUUUAUAUUCAAUAAUAUUUAUUUGAUAUCCUAUAUUUUAAAAGCA
Molecule: messenger RNA, 3538 nt
Organism: Cannabis sativa
Lineage: Eukaryota; Viridiplantae; Streptophyta; Magnoliopsida; Rosales; Cannabaceae
Product: disease resistance protein RPM1-like
Exons: 2
Coding region: 439-3273 (944 amino acids)
Biological process (GO): defense response to other organism
Molecular function (GO): ADP binding
Source: RefSeq, a predicted model, not a curated record